CGAAUGCGAAACCAUGCAUUGCCGCAAUCUACGCUGCGCCGCUCGCCUCAUCGUGGCCGCGGUAGCCAUUUUGUCAGACAGCGCCUCGGUGUUCCAGCAUGCGCGUACGGGCGGUGAGCUCUUGAGAGGGGCUGAAGAUCGGACCGUGUGAAGAUAUCCCGUUAAGUUUGCGUACCCGCGUGGACAUGGCGCCGUCCAGGAACGCCGUCCCGGACCGGUGGCCCGACUACACAGACCACGGCGAUGUGGUUCCCGGGACGCGAUUCGUGCCGUUCAAGGCACCGCUUCGCGACGCCAUAUGCUCGGGCCUUCCAGACAACAGGCGGUUCACGCCGGAACGUCUGCUCGAGCAGGUACAGGGCCUAGGCCUCGUCAUCGACCUGACGAACACGGACCGCUACUACGACCCCCAGUGCAUCGUCUCCCGCGGCGUGGCCCACACCAAGAUCAUGUGUCCCGGUGCUCGCGUGCCCAACGCGAAAGUCGUCAAGUCGUUCUUCAACGCCGUCGGCGGAUUCGUCGGGCGGUCCGACAACGACGGCAAGCUCGUAGGGGUUCACUGCACGCACGGCGUUAACAGGACCGGAUACGUGGUGUGCAGGUACAUGGUCGAGAAGCUCGGCAUUGCGCCGGCAAAGGCCAUCGAAGAUUUCCAGAAAGCCCGCGGCCACAAUUUCGAUAGGCAGGAGUAUGUCAGCGACCUGCAAGGGAGAGGUCGGACGUCGCCGACGUAGCAGGGAUGGCGCUGCGAACGGACUGCAAUACACGUCGACGACGUGUGUCUUUUGCUUAGAAACUAGCUUUUAAAAUUACUCGACGCUACGGAACGUACAGAACUCUCAAAAAAUUAGUUUUGCAGGUUUGCAUGCUUCCUCACUGUGGACGUUUAAAUAAAAAUCAAAAGUAUAAUGGUGUUAAAUUUAGAAAAAGAAAUCAAAGAU
Molecule: messenger RNA, 941 nt
Organism: Rhipicephalus sanguineus (brown dog tick)
Lineage: Eukaryota; Metazoa; Arthropoda; Arachnida; Ixodida; Ixodidae
Product: RNA/RNP complex-1-interacting phosphatase
Exons: 1
Coding region: 186-734 (182 amino acids)
Biological process (GO): protein dephosphorylation
Molecular function (GO): polynucleotide 5'-phosphatase activity; protein tyrosine/serine/threonine phosphatase activity
Source: RefSeq, a predicted model, not a curated record